Molecule: messenger RNA, 1900 nt
Organism: Anneissia japonica
Lineage: Eukaryota; Metazoa; Echinodermata; Crinoidea; Comatulida; Comatulidae
Product: lysophospholipid acyltransferase 7-like
Exons: 7
Coding region: 157-1575 (472 amino acids)
Biological process (GO): lipid modification; phosphatidylinositol biosynthetic process
Cellular component (GO): membrane; mitochondria-associated endoplasmic reticulum membrane contact site
Molecular function (GO): lysophospholipid acyltransferase activity
Source: RefSeq, a predicted model, not a curated record
AUGUUUUUGACAUAUUAUAUUUUGGACAGUAAGAAUCGAGGUCAGCUGUUUUUUUAGGCUAGCGUAGCCUACGUAUUUUAGGCUUUUUUUUACCUCGCUGGCUGGACCAAAUGUGGUAUUGACCAUUUGUUAAUACUUUUCUGAUUCAUAUUAAUCAUGAGCCAAGAUGAAUUUAUAUAUUUGCUGAUGCUAAUUAUUUCUAUGCCUCUAGGCUAUGUGAUACAACGACGAGCUACAACUCCGAACCAAAAGAAAUGGAUCUGCACCGGUGCAGGACUCGGGAUGGUCGCCGUUGUUUGUCGAAUGAAUAUGUUUCAUUCACUUGUAACCACGUUUGUAAAUUCAUUAAUUAUCAAGUUUUCAAAUAAAAGACAUUGCCCAACAUUGUCGUUUGUGUUCGUGUUCACCUAUCUUGCUUUCUUCCGCACAACGCAUUACUUCGGAUUGCCAGCACCGACUUCGUUCUCAAAUGUGGUUCAGCUAUUGCUAACAUUGAGGAUGGUUGGAAUAGCAUUUGAAGUACAAGACUCAUGGAAAGCAAAGGAAGAAAUCUCAAAGUCUGAGAAAAAAGACGUAGACAACAGAACCCUGAUGGCAGUUAUUGACACACCUGGAAUGCUGGAUGUGUUCAUGUAUGCAUAUUGUUAUAUUGGGAUUUUAACAGGACCAUAUUACAAGUAUAAAGUUUAUGCAGAUAUGAUCAACCAGAAACAGGGUGUUAAUAUACCAACACUUAAGCCGGCAGUACAUCGUCUUAAGUACAUUAUACCAUAUGGUGGCGCCUACCUCAUUCUUUCUCAGUACUUCGUUAUUGACUAUCUCCGGACAGAUGCGUUCUACGAUAAUCCUUUUUGGUACAGAUACCUUUUCAUGGUUCCCGUGUUUAUUGUGUUCAGGCUCCGAAUGUUUUCUGCAUGGGUUCUAUCGGAAGUUGUUUGCAUUUUAGCUGGUCUUGGCGCAUAUCCUAAAGAAACCAACCCUAAGUGUGCUCAAGGUCCUACUCAAUCUGUACCUCAAGACAGCGAGUCAACAAAUUAUGAGUACAACUUUGAUACAAUCCGUAACAUUGAUGGCUACAACUGUGACACCACGUCCACACUGCGUGAUGCAAUGCGCUACUGGAAUAUGACCGUCCAGUGGUGGCUAAAACACUAUAUUUAUAUAAGAUGUCCAAUAAAGUCUCUAAGAACAUCUAUAACGUUGUUGGUGAGUGCUUUCUGGCAUGGUAUUCAUCCUGGUUACUUCCUUAGCUUUCUGACCAUUCCCAUAAUGCUAACAGCAGAGGAUGUUAUGAUACAGGCAUUUCGUACAGAUGAAAAUGCCAGAGUGUACCGUAAACUCAACUGGUUCUUCCGUAGCAGAGGACUGGACUACCUUGCCAUGGGAUUUCUUCUCUUAACCUGGAAUGACACGAUACGAUUCUGGAAAUCGGUUUAUUUCAUUCCACACCUCUUUAGCGCUUUGUUUAUCAUUGUUGGUUUGGUAUUCAAACCAAAACAAAGUUAUCGAAAGCUAAAAGAAGCAAAGGAAAGCAUAGAGAAAGUAAGCGAUAGUAUUGGGAAGAAAACAGAUUAACAACUUAUUACUGUAUUAUGAUGCUUAUCAGACUCGUUGCCAGCACUAAUUUACAAUGUCUAUUUGUAAAGCAGUUUUAUAAAAUAAAAAGGUGAGAAUUAUGAAAUGGUAAUCUGGACAUUUUUGUAAAUAUACCUAUUAUAAAUAAUUAUUUUAAUAUUAAAUGCAUAUUUUUAAAAGGUGUGCUUAUCAUUUAUGUAUAUAUUGCAUUUUUAAGUGUCUCCCAUAUUUUGGCAAUACAGUACUGGGUUUUUUUGAUCAUUCUCUAUUUUAUAUUUUAUGUCAAAUGAAUAAAAUUGAAUAAAGAGCCGUGAUCACAUAUUGA